This is a messenger RNA of Brienomyrus brachyistius, 4633 nucleotides long. Its product is annotated as syndecan-2-like. The transcript has 5 exons. Lineage: Eukaryota; Metazoa; Chordata; Actinopteri; Osteoglossiformes; Mormyridae. Gene Ontology annotation, biological process: cell migration. The record is from RefSeq and is a predicted model, not a curated record. Gene Ontology annotation, cellular component: membrane; cell surface. The coding region runs from base 347 to 1084 and encodes 245 amino acids.
UUGCUAACAGCUUCCUUAUUUGAUAUCAGUGUGAAUGUUUGAUCAUGUGAAGUUACUAAAGGAAAAAGAUUUUUUUAAAUCUUUUGGCUUGUAGGUAGAGGCGGAAAUGCCCAAAUUGGAUUUUAGGGUGCGUCUCGUUGACUCACCUUGCACAAUGGGGGCGGGCUGAAUUUAGCAGAACAUUUUGAUAGAGCGACCAUUGCCGACCGACUUGCACUCUUUGAAACUGCUGGAAGGAACAAUCACAACUAGUUUAUUUGGCUAUUGUCCGUAUAAGCGCUCACAACGGCCAUACAAUUCCCAACCGUGGAAUUUCUAAACAGGCAAUAAACAAGACCAAAACAGGAUGCAAGGCAUUUUCGUCUUACUGUUGUACCUAGGAUUACGUUCCCCUGUUGCAUUGUCGGGCUCCUUGCUUCUGGAGGACAUGGAAGGGUCAGGUGAUGACAUGGAAUUUUCCGGCUUACAGGAAUGGAUGGAGGACAAUAGCACGGAAGUAGCCGUCGUUGGUGCGAAUGCAUCUGCAGAGCCGCCUUCUGAACCACAAAGGCCAAGCACCAGUGCGUUGGCCAGCGCACCCCCUCACCUGAGGCACAAAUCGGCUGAGAAAGACGAUUUAAAGAAGCCAGUGGCCACCAGGUCUACACCUGAAGACCAGGAGACCCUGCAGGACCUUGAAGGCUCCGGGGAUGAACGUUUUUCCGGGGAAGGUCCAGUUUCCAUAUCCCUUACAACCCGGACGAGUGCUUCCACCUUGUCUGAAGAUGAGUUCAUCCCACGGGUCUGGAUUAAAGACACACAUGAAAGGACUGACGACUUUAGCUUCGAACCACCCAAGAUGACGGAGACGAGAGACUCAUCUUUCGACAGUCUGGCGAAGAGCCAUGGUCUUCUGGAGAGAACUGAAGUUCUUACGGGGGUCACUGCUGGGUGCUUGGUGACUCUGGCGCUGGCUAUUACCUUGAUAUCUUUCAUGGUGCAUCGGCUGAAGAAAAAAGAUGAGGACAAUUAUGACAUGGGCAAGGAGAGACGCGCCAACGAUGGAUACCAGAAGUCAGCAAGGCAGGAGGGGUGUGACACUUGACUGUUCUCCCUCACCAAAUGCACGUGACCAGAGUCAUUCCACUAAUCAGAUGGCCUUUCUCAGUGUAUCUGGGUAUCUGUACUAGGGAGUGCGUACGUUUAUAAGGAGGCCCUGCCCUAUCGUCAUCAUUUCUGUCCUGUUGCAAAGUUCAGUAUCAUUUAUCAUUGUUAAAUUUACUACAUACAAUCUUUUUUUUUUUUUGGAAGGGGAGCUGGCUUACUGAGACCAAAAUCAGCGACUGCAGAAAAGACAAAAUAUAACAUUUUCCUUUAUUUCACAUGUUUGUACUUUUUUUUUCUAAACUGAAGGGCAUAAUAUUGGGACACAAUAGGAAUGUAAACUGAAUCUGUAGCAGGAAAAAAGCGUUAAAAGUUCAAAAAGAGGCUGUGUUAUGAGAAAAUGGUGCAAAUCUUUGACCUACCUCAAGCUGCAUUUAACAAUUAUCUCAAGCAGUGGGUUGACUAAAUAAUAUCCAUCCAUUUUCCAAACCGCUUUUCCUACUGGGUUGCGGGGGGGUCCGGAGCCUAUCCCGGAAGCAAUGGGCACGAGGCAGGGAACAACCCAGGAUGGGGGGGCCAGCAGGGGGGGCCACUAAAUAAUAUGUGCACGUCAAAACGUGACAAUCUGUGGCCAACGAAUUUCACAUCUUCCAUUUUCAGUCAGAUUCUACGUCUCUGCUCGUCGAUUUUAAUGUCUUAACAUUUUUGUGCACAUUCCCUCCGUCGCACAAGCAAGUGCUUUUGCCAGUAAUUCAGCUACAGGAUCUGUGAACUGGGCGUCUUCAGUAUCCUGUAUUCCUCCCACUGCCGGACCAUCACUUAUAUUUAUUUUUAUUUGUCAAAUGCUUUUGCCUAAAGUGACGCACUAGAGACCAAUACAGCACAGCUUUCCAGUCAAGGAGCAGAGCAGCUAUUUAAGAGGAAGUAAAACUGCAAAAUGUGUCCGUUCCUGCUCUCAGUAAGUAGUCUAUAAAAGAAAGUUAUUUGUGCAAGACACUUCGCAAUUCUCCCCUUCGGUCAAAGGUAAAGCUAUAGAAACCAUUAUGCAGCCGUGACCAGGUGAAUCUGUAAAAUGUUCGCUAGCAACUCAGAAAUGUGUCUCAGCGUAAAAAGUAGUGAAUUAUCUAAAGGGCCCAUGCUGACCAAAUUUAAGGGAAAUUUACUCUGUAAAGACUGAUUGAGGAAAGGCUGGAACUGAAAACAAUGGCUUGGUUCCAGAGACUUGAAUGAACUCGGGAGAUAAAAGUUCACCUAAACCCAGAAAUGACUCGAAGAUAUGAUGUGUAAGAUAAUACACAUUUUUUUUCUUGCCUGGGGCAUUCCAGAAACUUCCCUGGCUACAUGUCUAACUCAGCUGCAUGCCUGAGAUGGUUGAUCAUCAGCUACCAAAAUCCGUAUAAUAAGGGCCGUGCAAAUUCUCUUCUUGUUACGGGCAAUUUUACUCUGUGAAGACUGGAACUGAAAACAAUGGAGUUUUACUUUUCGUGUGAUUUUGUUAGUGUCGGGGCAACAUUUGCUUUUGUUUAAAAAAAGCCUCCUCCAGAUUACUGUAUAUUUUUCCUCUGCUCUUGUGUGUUUUUAAAGUGUUUGAACAACUCUCGAUUUCAAACACAGCAAAAGGAAAUGGCACAACACAGCAUAUGUCACCUUGUGAUUUGUUGCUCAUUUUUAAGAUCUGUGGGACUGAUAUGAACCACAGUCAGCUGAUUUUCUGACAACGGCAUGUAACAGGUGGGGAGUUUAAUUUAUUAACCCCCAUUUACUUGCCAAGUUUGCAAUGGUCUGUAUUUUAAUUGACAGAGCAGGAAGUUUAUUUUGAAUGGAUAAAUCCUAUAAAUAAAUGGAUUUUUAUAUAUUCAUAGUUUUCCCUUGAUGUGGAUGUCAGGGGCCUUUGGAAACUUAAAGAUAAACUUUCUUUGCUCACAUUGAAAGGUGCUACCCACAAUCCCUGAAAGCAACAUAACAGUGACGUUCUCAAUUUACAUCACUAUGUUGAUCACUUAGUGUUGUGCUUUCCUGCAGUGCUGGCUCAGGUCACAAAUUGAUAUGAUUAAAUGAUCUGCCAUCCGUCUCAGCUGAUAUAAAUGCCAAUCGCCAUUACCUACCUAGGGACAAAAUAACACUGUGUAGCACAAAUGUAGUCCCUGAAUGAUACAUGUUAUUUCGUAAUUGCUUGGCCAUUAUACGCUUCAAACUUUGCUUUUGUAACCUGGAUAAAAUUUAGAAAUUAACCUAUUUUCUAUGUAAAAACGAGAAAUUUGCAUAUUCUCGUUUACAUAAUGCAUGAAAACAACACAUGAAUCAAGAUUUACAUAUAUUUAAACAAAAGUUAUACAAAAAUGAGCAAAAUUGUUUAGUAGUGAGUAGUUUUUCCAGAUUUGAGGGUUGGGCUUGAUCCCCGAUAGGUAUGUCGAAAUAUGUCUUGUAGGCAUCACAUAUUAUAGCAUAUGCUGUCACAGCAUUUUUUUGCUCUUGUCCUGAUUAAUUGACCACAUACAUAGCACAGUGUGUCUGGAGAAUGACUGCUCAUGUCCUUUUAGGGCCUCUGUAACAUGGAAUCUUCCUGGAAUGUUUUGAAAAAUUACUAAAUUCGAAAAUGUCAUUACCCUGGUAAAAAAAAAAACUAAGUUUGAAGACAAAAUAGGUCUUUUCCAUUUAGGCAUAAGCAAUUAGGAAAUAGCCUAUAAAAUAAAUAAUAAACUAUGUCUUCAUAUCCUUUCUUGAUUCAUGAUUUCCUGACAAACAGGACUCAAAGAGUCCGGAUAAAUGAAACCCUGUCCAACCGGGUCUGCUCCUCAACUGGCCCCCCACAGCGAUGCAAAUAUGUGUCACAGCAGGUACGAAAACAGGGCAAUUUUAAAGUAUGCAGACAACUCUGCUAUUGUCAGUCUGCUCCAGGAUAAUGAGAAAAGCCAGGUCCAGUCCUGUAUGACUUUGUGAAAUGGUGUGAUGAUUCCUACCUUCAAUUAAACACAUUUAAGACAAAAGAUAUGUCAAUUAACUUUAGAACAUACACCCACGCACAGGGACUCUCAUGUCUAAGAAGGCUUUCUCGCUUUCACAUUGAUAAGAAUAUGAUGAUUUUAUUUUUAUUGUGCUUUUACUGAAUCUAUUUUACCCUUUUCCUUGGUGUCAUGGUUUGGACAUUUAUCUGUAAAGAACAGAAACUCAUUCAAUCAGAUUGUGAAAUGGUCUAACAGGCUGAUUGGUGAACCACAGCUGAAUCCAGCAUCCCUGCACACCAGACGGUUACAGCGAUUGCCUGGUUCAGUUCUUCUUGACGUUUCACACCCUCUGCACAGUGAGUUUCAGUUUCUUCCCUCUGGAUGAAGGUUAAUGGUCCCAAAAUGUAGAACGAAAAGAUUUAAAGACAGCUUUGUUCCAGCAGCCAUCACUCUGAUAAAUAUAUCAUAGCGUUUUUUUUUUAUCUGUUUUUUGUUGUCAGUGUUCCUGUGUUGAAGUGUGUAUGUGGGAUGUAUGACUCAUGACUGCGCCCCAAAUCAACCUACAAAUAAAGUAACCCAAACCUGGUCCAAUCCAGGAUAUAUUC